This is a messenger RNA of Chenopodium quinoa (quinoa), 1003 nucleotides long. RefSeq names its product protein At-4/1-like. Lineage: Eukaryota; Viridiplantae; Streptophyta; Magnoliopsida; Caryophyllales; Amaranthaceae. Bases 20 to 736 code for a protein of 238 amino acids. The record is from RefSeq and is a predicted model, not a curated record. The transcript has a single exon.
AAUCCAUACUGGAUUAAAAAUGGCGGCAACGAGCGAUGAAGAAAUGGAGAAGUUACUCUCCCUCGCUAAUCAAAUCUCCAACGAUUUCGAAAAUGGCAUCAAUGAAAUCCAAACCCUAAAAUCCAACUUCAAUGCAGAAAUCAACCAUCGUCAAUCUCUCGAGCUCACCUGCUCCACUUUGAGGAGAGAGAAUGAACGAUUGAAGAACCUUCAUCUCGAAACCCUCAACAAUCUUAUGCUUCAAUUACAACACAGAGAAAAUUCUCACAAUGUGAAAGAGGAAUUGCAGAAAUUAACCACCGAAUCACUCAAAAUUGCAGAAGAUCAUCGGAAAACUGUGGAAUCAUUGAAGCGAAACCACGAGGAAGAAAUUAGGGUUUUGGAGGUUCAAAUUGGGGAAAUUUCGCGUCAAAAAUCGGCGGAUGAAGCGACGAUUUAUCUGCUGCAUCAUGAGCUGAUUUCGUUAAGGAAUCGAUUGAAGGAUGUGGAGGAGAAGAGUCGAGUAGAGAUUGAGGAUUUGAGGGAUUGUAUAAUUGUAGAGCAGGAAGAGAAGAAGGAAUUGAGUAAGAAAGUUAGGGAUUUGGAGAAGGAAUUGCUCGUUUCGAAGACGAAAGCAGCUGAUCAACAGUUUUCUUCGUCAGACAAACAGUUGGAUUUGCUGAAGCAGAAGAUGAUGAAAUUGAGGAGAGAGAAUGAAGCUCUUAAAAAACAGCUGAUUGCCUCCAAACAGAGCUAAAUGAGGAGAUUUGCUUCAACUAGGUAACAAACAGAAAACAUUACUGAUUCAUUUUGAUCAUAUUAUUUACAUAUAUUGUUGUGCAAAUUCGAAUAUGUAUCGUGGAAUUGUUAGAUGAUUUGUACAUUGGUAGUUUGAAAUGACGAGUAAUAGUGCAUUGAUACUUUAACGAUAUAAGGAUUUAAAAGGAAUUUGAUUACUACUUAUGUGCCAAUUGGUUUUUCUAGCAAUAUGUAGAUACUAGAUAAGAUGUGUAUUUAGGGCUAU